Molecule: messenger RNA, 1320 nt
Organism: Lipotes vexillifer (Yangtze River dolphin)
Lineage: Eukaryota; Metazoa; Chordata; Mammalia; Artiodactyla; Lipotidae
Gene: TWF1
Product: twinfilin actin binding protein 1
Exons: 9
Coding region: 79-1131 (350 amino acids)
Biological process (GO): regulation of lamellipodium assembly; actin filament depolymerization; barbed-end actin filament capping
Cellular component (GO): myofibril; cytoplasm; actin filament
Molecular function (GO): actin monomer binding; actin filament binding
Source: RefSeq, a predicted model, not a curated record
AGCCGCCACUUCCUGGAGCCGCCGGCCGGGGCCGCUCGCUGCACUCAGCGCCGGAGCCUGGAGCCCGCGGCCGCCGCCAUGUCCCAUCAGACCGGCAUCCAAGCAAGUGAGGAUGUUAAAGAUAUUUUUGCCAGAGCAAGAAAUGGAAAAUACAGGCUUCUGAAGAUAUCGAUUGAAAAUGAGAAACUUGUGGUUGGAGCGUGUAGGCAGCCUUUAGAUUCCUGGGAUAAGGAUUAUGAUUCCUUUGUUUUACCCCUGUUGGAGGACAAACAACCGUGCUACGUAUUAUUCAGGUUAGAUUCUCAGAAUGCCCAGGGAUAUGAAUGGAUAUUCAUUGCGUGGUCUCCAGACCAUUCUCAUGUUCGUCAAAAAAUGUUGUAUGCAGCAACAAGAGCAACUCUGAAAAAGGAGUUUGGAGGUGGCCACAUUAAAGAUGAAGUGUUUGGAACAGUAAAGGAAGACGUGUCAUUACAUGGAUAUAAGAAAUAUUUGCUGUCACAGUCUUCUCCUGCCCCACUGACUGCAGCUGAAGAAGAAUUACGACAGAUUAAAAUUAAUGAGGUACAAACUGACGUGAGUGUGGACACUAAGCAUCAAACACUACAAGGAGUAGCAUUUCCUAUUUCUCGAGAAGCUUUUCAGGCUUUGGAAAAAUUGAAUAACAGACAGCUCAACUAUGUGCAGUUGGAAAUAGAUAUAAAAAAUGAAAUUAUAAUUUUGGCCAACACAAUAAAUACAGAACUAAAAGAUUUGCCAAAGAGGAUUCCCAGAGAUUCAGCACGUUAUCAUUUCUUUCUGUAUAAACAUUCCCAUGAAGGAGACUAUUUGGAGUCUAUAGUUUUUAUUUAUUCAAUGCCUGGAUACACAUGCAGUAUAAGAGAACGGAUGCUGUAUUCUAGCUGCAAGAGCCCUCUGCUAGAGAUUGUAGAAAGACAACUACAAAUGGAUGUCAUUAGAAAGAUCGAGAUAGACAAUGGGGAUGAGUUGACUGCAGACUUCCUUUAUGAAGAAGUACACCCCAAGCAGCAUGCACAUAAACAAAGUUUUGCAAAACCAAAAGGUCCUUCAGGAAAAAGAGGAAUUCGAAGACUAAUUAGGGGUCCAGCUGAAACUGAAGCCACUACUGAUUAAAAUUAUUACAAUACUAGAUUUUUUAAAAGUCCAGCUUUUAGUACAGGAGAACUGAAAUCAUUCCACGUUGAUGUAUAGUAGGGGAAAAAAUUGUACUUUUUGAAAAUCAGCACUUUUCACUUCUGUGUGUUUUUAAAAUUAAUGUUAUAGAAGACUCAUGAUUUCUAUUUUUGAGUUAAAGCUAGAAAA